CACUAAAGGGGCAGAAAACUGUAACCGGCUUGCUUCUACUGCAUUUCUAGAUUCGUGUUUUGUUUGAUUGUCCGUGAUGACCUAAAAGGGGUUUGAACUCUCUUGUACUUCGGAGCAGCCCACCAUUACUGUCUUAUUUCUUUUGCACUGAGUAGAAGAGAUGGUGAGGCUCACUGCUGAUUUGAUAUGGAAAAGCCCUCAUUUUUUCAAUCCAGUUAAAGAGCGUGAGUUAGAUCUUCGAGGCAACAAGAUAGCUGUAAUUGAAAACCUGGGUGCUACUGAGGACCAAUUUGACACCAUAGAUUUAUCUGACAACGAGAUUGUCAAACUGGAGAACGUACCUUAUCUUAACCGGUUGGGUACACUGAUCAUUAAUAACAACAGGAUUACUAGAAUUAAUCCCAGCAUUGGAGAGUUCUUGCCAAAAUUGCACACACUAGUUCUCACUAACAACAGAAUUGUAAACUUGGUAGAAAUUGACCCUUUAGCAUCCAUUCCAAAGCUGCAGUACCUUAGUCUGCUGGACAACAAUAUCACGAAGAAACCAAAUUAUAGGCUUUAUGUUAUUAACAAACUGAAAUCCCUCCGAGUUUUAGAUUUCAAGAAAGUGAAAAAUAAGGAACGGUUGGAAGCCAAAAGCUUGUUUGCUUCGGAAGAAGUUAUGGAUGAAAUUCAAAGGUUGCCACCCAAACCAGUUUCACCUGCUGAAACUCCAAAGGUUUCAGAAGCAGCUGAGGAACAACAAACACCAAAAGUGGUUGCUCCCACACCUGAGCAAAUUACUGCUAUCAAGGCUGCCAUUGUGAAUUCUCAGACUCUUGAGGAGGUUGCUAGACUUGAAAAGGCAUUGAAGUCUGGCCAGCUUCCUGCAGAUAUAAAAGGCUUGAAUGAUAAUAUAGUGUUGGAUAAUGUUACUGAAAAACCUGAAGAUAUGAUUCAUGAUGACAGAGAUCAAGCUGACGGUGAAUCCAAUGGUACACAAGAGCAUACAAAUACUGAUUCUACUUCAAUGGAACAGGAUUAGAGUGAAGAUUUUGAAGAUGCCUCAGCACUUUAAUGUGAUGUUUGAUCAUAGUUUUAUUGGAUUGGAAUGGAUUAAAUUUGUUUAAACAGUGCAUGUGUAGUGUUAGUAAUUUUACUUUAUACAAGAUUCUCAGACGCUAAUUUCAUUUUAUUCCUUAAGUUAAAAUUGUGUAUGA
This is a messenger RNA of Vigna radiata var. radiata (mung bean), 1199 nucleotides long. RefSeq names its product U2 small nuclear ribonucleoprotein A'. Gene Ontology annotation, biological process: mRNA splicing, via spliceosome. The transcript has 10 exons. Gene Ontology annotation, molecular function: U2 snRNA binding; protein binding. The record is from RefSeq and is a predicted model, not a curated record. Bases 161 to 1024 code for a protein of 287 amino acids. Lineage: Eukaryota; Viridiplantae; Streptophyta; Magnoliopsida; Fabales; Fabaceae.